AUGGCUACCCCCAGUGUUCUUACCUUUGAUACUCAGGGUCGUGCUGUUGACUUUGAGGUCUGGGUCGAUGACCUCCAGCUGUUCCUCCAGUGCGAUAGGGCAGACGGCCUCUCCCUGUUCAACCUCACCUCUGGUGCCUCCCCUGCCCCGCCUGCCACUGCUGACAGCACUGUUUGCUCACAGUGGGCGACACCCGAUGCUGCUGCCCGUCUUGCUAUGCGUCGCCACUUACCGACCACUAAGCGGUCACACUUUAGCCAGUACAAGAGUGCUCAGACGUUGUACGACGCUGUAGUUGCACGCUACUCUUCCCCUACCACUGCUGCUCUUAGCCGCCUCAUCUUGCCGUACCUGUUCCCUGACCUUGCUGCCUUUCCCACAGUCGCUGACCUCAUUACGCACCUCCGCACUAGUGAGACUCGCUACCGCGCUGCGCUUCCCACUGAGUUCUGCGCCAAGAACCCCCCCCCCCCAUCGGGAGACGCCGCACCGGCAAGGGCAAGGGGGGCAAGGGAGCUGGAGGGGCUAGCGGGGGCCGUGGAGGUGGUGGUGGUGGCAGUGGAGGGGGUGGGGGUCGUGGUGGGAGUGGUGGCGGGGGUGGCGGCGGCGGUGGCAGCAGUGGAGGUGGAGGAGGCGGCGGUGGUGGCGGAGGGAGCGGAGGCGGCGGAGGUGGCGAAGGUGGCAGAGGUGGCGGAGGCGGCAGCGGCGGCGGCGGUAGAGCUGGUCGCGACUCUGCGCAGAGGAGUGGGUCCGGUGGUGGUCCACGCCAGCAGCGGCAGCGCAAUCGUGAGACCCUGUCCCCUCAGCAGCUUCGUGAGUGGUACGCUGCGCGUCAGCGCGGUGGGGGUACUGGUCCCUGCACUUAUGUCCUCCGUACCGGCGAUCGCGCUGGUGAGCAGUGCGGGCGCCCGCACUCCACCCAGCGCUGCUUCGGCCGCCUGA
Molecule: messenger RNA, 942 nt
Organism: Closterium sp. NIES-65
Lineage: Eukaryota; Viridiplantae; Streptophyta; Zygnematophyceae; Desmidiales; Closteriaceae
Source: the annotation of a GenBank genome assembly